Exophiala oligosperma is the source of this 5186-nucleotide messenger RNA. RefSeq lists its product as uncharacterized. Lineage: Eukaryota; Fungi; Ascomycota; Eurotiomycetes; Chaetothyriales; Herpotrichiellaceae. The record is from RefSeq and is a predicted model, not a curated record. Gene Ontology annotation, cellular component: nucleus; chromatin. The transcript is spliced from 4 exons. Bases 184 to 4863 code for a protein of 1559 amino acids. Gene Ontology annotation, molecular function: histone binding; ATP hydrolysis activity; chromatin binding. Gene Ontology annotation, biological process: chromatin remodeling; negative regulation of transcription by RNA polymerase II.
CUCACACUUCACUAGAAACGAGCUGUAUAGUCAAAUUUAGAUGACUCCCGUUUAUGUUUGGUAGAGAACGACAUGACCGAGUCCUGGCGGCCUCAGUCACAACAUUCCUGCAAUUGGACGUCUGACGAACCUCCAAUGUCCCGCGACAGUUGAACCGACCUCCCAAGCAAGUUCUCGGAAAAGAUGGAGGCUAUGGACAACUCUGUGGAUAUUUCUGCCUGGAUGGGCAAACCGCCUCAGAAGUCUCAGCAUACAGACAAGAGUGCCAUUGAGACAGCUCCAAGUUCGCAGGGUUCGCAGGACUCGUGGGAGUCGGCAAUAUCAGCCCCAAGCAUUACAUCCAGCGGUGGUGAUAUAGAGCACAAUAGUGAACCUGAUACGCAGACAAGCGACGGCUAUGUUCAAGAGGAAUCAGAGGCCACAUCGGACGCCGAUGGACUCGUCUCAGCACUAGUCCCAUCACUACAACACAACUUCUACAUCGACGUACCGAGAUUGUCUGACCGAGAAAAGCAAGACUAUGAGUAUCUACCAGGUCACUUUGCAGUCAAGGAGAUACUUGCUCAGAGAACGGACGAUCAAUAUGUUGUCAGAUUAGAAAGCGGUGAAAGAGACCUUCUUUCGUCACGCAAAUUGCGUAGUCUCAAUAACGGCUCCAGGGCCUUUCGAGACUUUCAACAACGCAAUCGCUCUACAUCACGGAAGAGCAGGGCGAGAAGGCAAGCAGCAUCGUCAGCGAUAGACUGGACAACCAUGGAUUUCUCGAAUUCCAGUGAAGAUGAGCUAUCACGUCCUACCAGACAACGUUCCAAGGCUGGUGAGAGCGAGGUUUCUAACCAAGAAGUCAGCGACGACUCGGAGACAGGUGACGAAGAAAUGUCAGAUGCUCGCGAAUCCCGUGGUCGAAGAUCUGCGCGACUCACCUCGAAGAAGAAGAAGAAUUACUUCCAGCAUGAACUUCUGCAACUUGAGGAUGAUUCGGACCAACCUAGGAGCCGCAGUAACAGACUCCGACGCUCUGCACUGCACCCCACGAGAGGACGCCCACAGGCUCUGCGUCGGACCAAGAUCAGCAUUUCCUCCUCGUCAGAGCGCGAGAUCGGCACACGUCGAUCGGAGAGGACCCGAGCCAAACCUCGACAGAGCAUGCGUGAGCGUCAGGAGGAUGACAUUUCCAGUUUAGAAGAAGAGAAAACAGCACCCAAGGUUAUCGCCACAAAGGAGCACUUUGCCCAUCACUCGGAAAAUGAUCCGUUCAGAAAGCGACAUCGUCAGGAUUGCGAUACAUGUAAUUACACCGGUGACGAUCCUUCGAAGGGACCGUUAGUGUUCUGUCAGGGGUGCACGAACUCCUACCACAAGUCUUGCCUAGGACCUCGGGGAAGUCGUGAUCAUUUGGUCACGAAAGUCGGUGAGGACUUGUUCGUGUUGCAGUGCAGACGUUGCAUAGGCCUUGCUCAUGAGAAGGACAGCUUGGCGCCUCAUCAAGGUCGCUGUGUUGUCUGCAACGAACUAGGUGCAUGUUCUAGGCCGUUCAGAAAUCGCCUGACCACCAGACAAGAGCAGAUUCAGAGAGAGGAAAAUGGAGGAAAGGAUCCGAUCACCAUCGUUGAGCCCAGUAUGGUCGGCAAUGUCGAUAAUGUCAUGUUUCGAUGUGCACAAUGCGAUCGGCCCUGGCACAUGCACCAUCUUCCAGAACGCAAAACGGCACAUUCUCUUGACGACGACAAUGAUGAAAUGCUUAAUGAGACCGAACUCGCACAAAGACGAUUCGAGCAUUAUCAUAGAUCGUGGACUUGCAAAGAUUGCAUCGAGAAUCAGCAUCAGAUUGACGCUCUAGUGGCGUGGAGGCCGGUUGACCUGGAGGCAUAUGUCGCAGGAACUACAGUCGACCAGAUGCCAGAAACGGAGAAGGAAUACCUUGUGAAAUGGAAAGCGCAGUCGUAUUUCCGCACUACCUGGAUGCAAGGAACUUGGGUCUGGGGUAUCGCUGCAAGUUCUAUGAGGUCAGCUUUCAUGAAAAAACAAGAAAAUGUUCUUCCGAAGAUGACCACGUCCGAUGCAAUCCCAGAAGAGGUGUUCCGAGUCGAUGUCGUUUUUGACGUACGUUACUCAAGUGUUGUGAGGAACAGUACUAUAGAGAUCGACCUUGCACGAGUCAAAGAAGUAGACAUGGCUUUUGUCAAAUACAAAGGUCUAGGCUACGAAGAUGCGAUAUGGGAAAAGCCCCCGGCCUAUGCAGAUACCGAACGAUGGAACGAUUUCAAAGAAGCCUAUGAGGAUUAUGUUGCUAAAUUGCAUCUCUCAAUCCCUGGGCAAUCCUCUCUCAGACGGCAUUUGACCCAAAUACGAACUUUGAGUUUUGAAAACGCUCUACUCAGAAAGGGCCAACCGAAGAUUGUGAGUGGGGGUGAAUUGAUGGCAUAUCAGCUUGAAGGUCUUAAUUGGCUCUUGUACCAAUGGUACAAUAAUCAGAAUGCCAUCCUGGCCGAUGAGAUGGGCCUAGGUAAGACAAUCCAACUGGUCUCCUUUUUUGCGACCUUGGUCCAGGAUCACAAAUCCUGGCCUUUCCUGGUAGUCGUCCCUAAUGCGACUGUUCCAAAUUGGCGAAGGGAGGUGAAAAAGUGGGCUCCGUCACUCCGAAUUGUUACCUACUAUGGCUCUUCGACUGCCAGAAGACUUACUUCCGAGUAUGAAUUGUUUCCCAAAGAUAAAGAGAAGGACGAAGAGGAGAAGAAGAAGCCUUCCCAUAAGAGGCAGCGUUCAGAAGUUAAGGAUAUCAAAGCUCACAUUGUGGUGACCUCUUAUGAGUCCAUCGUCGAAGACUCCGUGAGAAAGAAUCUCAUGAGGGUGCCGUGGCAAGCUUUGGUCGUUGACGAAGGACAGCGUUUGAAGAGUGAUCGAACACAGAUCUACGACGCCCUAUCCAAGUUUCGGUUUCCUUUCAAGGUCCUACUUACGGGCACGCCCUUGCAGAAUAAUGCUCGAGAACUAUUCAACUUGCUGCAGUUCUUGGAUAAGAGCAUGAAUGCGGCAGAGCUUGAGGCAAGAUAUUCAAAUCUCACCCAAGAGAACGUUCCAGAACUACACGAAAUGCUUCGGAAAUUCUUCCUUCGGCGGACCAAGGCACAAGUGCUGACCUUUCUCCCGCCAAUGGCUCAAGUAAUUGUGCCAGUCAGCAUGUCGAGUGUGCAAAAGAAGGUGUACAAGUCGAUCUUAGCAAGAAACCCGCAAUUGAUGAGGUCUAUCUUCGCCCGCGAUGGUGGUGCUGCUCGUAAGGAACGCACUAGUCUGAACAACAUUUUGAUGCAACUCAGAAAAACCCUUUGCCAUCCAUUUGUGUACAGUCGGGAGAUCGAAGAAAGAAAGGUUGACAGUACCGUUGCUUUUCAGAACCUGGUGGCAGCUUCAGGCAAGUUACAACUUCUCUCAAUUAUGCUUCCGAAGCUCCAAGAGCGUGGCCACCGGGUUCUCCUGUUCAGUCAGUUUCUCGACAAUCUGGACGUCAUUGAAGACUUUCUGGAUGGCCUAGGGAUGCAGCAUCAUCGACUCGAUGGGCAAAUCUCGGCGGCUGAGAAGCAGAAGCGAAUUGAUGAGUUCAACGCUCCUGACUCUCCCUAUUUCGCCUUUCUGCUUUCAACAAGAGCAGGUGGUGUCGGUAUCAACUUGGCCACAGCAGAUACCGUCAUCAUCCUCGAUCCCGAUUUCAACCCGCACCAAGACAUUCAAGCAUUGUCACGGGCUCAUCGUAUCGGGCAAACGCGCAAGGUUCUCGUCUUCCAGCUUAUGAUUCGCGCCAGCGUUGAAGAGAAAAUCAUGCAAAUUGGACGCAAGAAGAUGGCUCUGGACCAUGUUCUCAUCGAGAGGAUGGACAAAGAAGAUGAGGCCGGCGACGAUCUGGAAUCGAUUCUGCGACAUGGUGCCCAGGCUCUGUUUGAUGAUGAUUCGGGUACUGACGAUAUCAUCUACGAUGCCGCCUCUGUAGACCGUUUACUUGACCGAUCCCAGAUCGAAGACACCAAAACAAGCGAAGGCAAAUCUGCCGAAUCCCAAUUCAGCUUUGCACGCGUCUGGGCAAACGAUAAAUCCGCACUUGAUGAAGAACUUGUCGAUACAGGAACAAGUACGCCCAACCCCGGCAUUUGGGACAAGAUUCUUCAAGAGCGUGAGAGAAUAUUCGCCGAAGAGGAAGCCAGAAACGCCGAAGCUCUGGGCAGAGGCAAGCGCAAGAGACAAGCUGUCGACUACGGCGGACCCGGAGACGGUGAACAGGCCGAGCCGGUUGUGAACAAGGACAAAUACAAAGGAAGGCCUCGAUCUCAGGAUCCCGAUUACCGAGCUCCAAAAGAGUCGGACGGUGAAAAUGAGGAUUUGAGCGUCGACGACGAGUCCGAUCGUCGGCCCAGACGUUCCAUCCAAGCGCGGCCCUUCAAACGAGUCCGGGUACCUCUUGGACAAGCCCCUCAUUUCAACGGAGACGCGAAUUUUGACGUUCGCCCGGGUGAGAGUAUGCCACCUUCGCACCAGUGUUCUGCGUGCGGUGAACAACACCCCAUGGGUUGGUGUCGUCUCAAAGUGGCGGGGGUCGAGCACUGUGGUCUUUGCGGGAUCGCACACUUGGGGCACGGCAGGACGUGCCCUCACCUGAACGACAAUCGGCAGGUCGCGACGUUGCUGCAGACUCUGAAGGAGAGCACGGAACCUCGCGAGUUGAUCGAGCAGGCCACGCGGUACUUGAGGACCAUCAGGGGAGAUCUCAUGCAACGAAAGCGGGUCCAAGAUCUCAGAGAGCAACAACAGGAGCAGGAACAGAGCUUGAGGUAUCGUGUCUUGUCCGCGUUGCAGAACAACCGGUCCGCAUGAUCGAUGACGUAUCAGGGAUCCAGCAGAAGGAAGGGAUAUCGGGGACCCGUGUGGUGCGAAGGACACACAGUAGAGAGAGAGCGAGAGAUGAUGAUGAUGAUGAUGAACAACAAUGAUGAGUGAGCUUGAUACGACAGAGUGACAAAGGACAUAUGGGCAUGGGAUGGGCAUUUGCUGUGGACUUGGGCCAAAGACAUAGGAUAGGAUUUGUUUUGUCCAGAGAGAGUAUGAUGGAAGGGGGGGCGGGGCCGCUUUGGAUCGUCGUCGACACCUCCAAGGUACCACUUACUCAUAACUAUCAGGCCCCGUCCAGUUUGGAACAU